Magnolia sinica is the source of this 6650-nucleotide messenger RNA. Its product is annotated as myosin-6-like. NCBI's taxonomy places the organism in Eukaryota, Viridiplantae, Streptophyta, Magnoliopsida, Magnoliales, Magnoliaceae. Gene Ontology annotation, biological process: vesicle transport along actin filament; actin filament organization. Gene Ontology annotation, molecular function: ATP binding; actin filament binding; microfilament motor activity. Gene Ontology annotation, cellular component: myosin complex; actin cytoskeleton; vesicle. The transcript is spliced from 43 exons. The record is from RefSeq and is a predicted model, not a curated record. Bases 478 to 5910 code for a protein of 1810 amino acids.
AGCUACCGUUUGCGGCUCGCGCCAUGCAAGCCAACGUCAGGCAAAAAUAGGGGAGAAAAGAGGUUGCAGAGGUUUCGUCUUCACGCAGGCCGGUUUUCGGCAAUCGGGCUGGUGAAGAAGGGCACCUCUUCCACACUCCUGUAAUUCCACCUAAAUGGAAAGGGCAGAAAUGAAAAAUACAAAAAGAAAGAGAGAGCCCUGACGUUUCAUUUUUGCGGAAAGAGGGAAAAAAUCAGACAUUUCUCCAUUUCUUCUUUUCCUCUUUUUAUUUUCUUUCCAUUUCCCGCUCCAUUUUUUAUAGGGUUUCAAAGGCGGGAGACUUUCUACGAUUUGAUUUUAGUUUUAUUUUUUUGGAUUUUUCAUUCCUUUUUCUUAAAUUUUUUUUUAUUGGUUAUCCCGAUGCGAUCUUCAAGGCGGGGAAGGUAAUUGAGGGCGGAUCAGGAGGCGGCUGAGAUUCGGAUUGAAUCGAGGUUCGAAAUGGUUGCUCCAGUAAAAAUAGCAGUAGGAUCGCCUGUUUGGGUGGAGGAUCCUGAUGUGCUUUGGAUAGAUGGGGAAGUAUUGGAGGUCAGUGGGGAAGAAUAUAAGAUCAGAUGUUCAAAUGAGAAGACGGUGGUAGCUAACGCAUCCAAUGUCCAUCCUAAAGAUGCCGAAGCACCACGUUGUGGUGUAGAUGACAUGACAAAGCUUUCUUAUCUGCAUGAACCAGGGGUCCUGCAGAACUUAAAAUCUAGAUAUGACAUGGAUGAAAUUUAUACCUACACUGGAAGUAUUUUGAUUGCUAUAAACCCUUUUAAAAGACUGCCUCAACUAUAUGACAGCCACAUGAUGGCACAGUACAAAGGGGCAGCCUUCGGUGAGCUGAGCCCUCAUCCUUUUGCUAUUGCAGAUGCUGCAUAUAGACUAAUGAUGAAUGAGGGGAUAAGCCAGUCUAUUCUAGUGAGUGGUGAAAGUGGAGCAGGUAAAACAGAAAGCACAAAAAUGCUUAUGCAUUAUCUUGCUUACAUGGGAGGGAGAGCAGCAGCAGCUGAGGGGCGAAGUGUGGAGCAGAAAGUACUCGAGUCCAAUCCUGUUCUAGAAGCAUUUGGCAAUGCAAAGACUCUCCGGAAUAAUAACUCCAGCCGUUUUGGUAAGUUUGUUGAGAUUCAGUUCGACCAGAUGGGGAGGAUUUCAGGAGCAGCCAUCAGAACUUAUUUGCUCGAAAGAUCUCGUGUCUGUCAAGUAUCUGAUCCUGAGAGAAACUACCACUGUUUCUACAUGCUUUGUUCAGCACCACCGGAGGAUAUUGAGAGAUACAAAUUGGGUAAUCCAAGAACAUUUCGUUAUCUAAAUCAAUCUAACUGCUAUGAGUUAGAUGGGGUAGCUGAUUCUAAGGAAUACUUGGUAACUAGGAGGGCGAUGGAUGUUGUGGGAAUAAGUCAUGAUGAGCAGGAUGCAAUUUUCAGAGUAGUAGCUGCGAUUCUCCAUCUAGGCAAUGUUGAAUUUUCAAAAGGAGCAGAUGCAGAUUCAUCGGAGCCUAAAGAUGAAAUAUCUUGGUUCCAUCUAAGAACUACUGCAGAGCUUUUCAUGUGUGAUGUGAAAGCUCUUGAAGAUUCCUUAUGCAAGCGUGUGAUUGUAACUCGCGAUGAGACCAUUACGAAAAAUCUUGAUGUGGAAUCUGCAACACUCAGUAGAGAUGCUUUGGCAAAAAUUGUAUAUUCAAAACUAUUUGAUUGGCUUGUGAAUAAGAUUAAUAGUUCGAUUGGUCAAGACUGCAAUUCAAAAUUCUUAAUCGGAGUACUGGAUAUUUAUGGAUUUGAGAGCUUCAAGACAAACAGUUUUGAGCAAUUUUGCAUCAAUUUGACAAACGAGAAACUUCAACAACACUUCAAUCAGCAUGUUUUUAAAAUGGAGCAAGAAGAAUAUACGAAAGAAGAAAUUGAGUGGAGUUAUAUUGAAUUUGUUGAUAAUCAAGAUGUUCUAGAUCUCAUUGAAAAGAAGCCUGGUGGGAUCAUAGCUCUUUUGGAUGAGGCUUGUAUGUUCCCAAGAUCAACACAUGAAACAUUUGCCCAAAAGCUGUACCAGACAUUUAAAACACAUAAACGCUUCAGCAAGCCGAAAUUGUCGCCCACAGACUUUACAAUUUCUCACUAUGCUGGGGAUGUCACAUACCAGACGGAAUUAUUCUUAGACAAGAACAAAGAUUAUGUUGUUGCUGAGCAGCAAGCACUCUUGAAUGCCUCGAAUUGUUCCUUUGUUUCGGGUCUCUUUCCUCCUCCAUCUGAGGAAUCAUCCAAAUCAUCAAAGUUUUCAUCAAUAGGCUCACGGUUUAAGCAACAACUGCAAGCCUUGCUAGAAACUUUGAGUGCCACUGAGCCACACUACAUUCGCUGUGUGAAACCCAAUAAUCUUCUCAAGCCAGCAAUUUUCGAGAACACUAAUGUUCUACAGCAGCUUCGAUGUGGGGGAGUCAUGGAGGCAAUUAGGAUAAGCUGUGCGGGAUAUCCUACAAGGCGAAUAUUCUGUGAAUUUGUUGACCGGUUUUGCAUCCUUGCUUCUGAUGUUUUGGAUGGGAGCUGCGAUGAGGCCACUGCUUCUAAGAGGUUACUAGAGAAGGCAGGUCUCAAGGACUAUCAGGUAGGGAAAACAAAGGUGUUUCUUAGGGCCGGUCAGAUGGCAGAACUAGACGCCCGUAGGAAUGAGGUUUUAGGAAGAUCAGCUGCCAUUAUCCAAAGGAAAGUCCGUUCACACUUGGCCCACAAAACAUUUGUCUCAUUGCGGCGAUCUGCAAUAGAGAUUCAAGCAGCAUGCAGAGGACAACUUGCACAGAAAGUUUAUGGAAUAAUGAGAAGAGAAGCUGCCUGUCUGAAGAUCCAGAAAUAUUUUCGCAUGUAUCUUGCAAGGAAGGCUUAUAAAAACUUGUCUUUUUCAGCCAUUACUAUCCAAUCUGGUUUGCGUGGGAUAGCUGCUCGUAACGAGCUGACUUUCAGGAGGCAGAGGAGAGCUGCAGUUGUUAUCCAGAGUCAAUGCCGCCAAUUCUUGGCUCGCAUGCAUUAUAUGAGGAUAAAGAAGGCAGCAAUCACCACACAAUGUGCAUGGAGAGGAAGAGUUGCUCGAAGAGAGCUAAAGAAACUCAAAAUGGCAGCUAAGGAAACUGGUGCUCUCCAAGCUGCCAAAAGUAAGUUGGAAAAGCAAGUUGAAGAUCUUACGUUAGAACUACAGAUGGAGAGAGGCAUGAAGGCUGAGAUAGAGGAAGCUAAAACACGAGAAAAUGCAAAAUUGCAAUCUGCUCUGGACGAGAUGCUACUUCAAUUCGAAGAAGCCAAAGAGAUUCUGAUGAAGGAGGCUGAGAUAGAGGAAGCUAAAACACGAGAAAUUGCAAAAUUGCAAUCUGCUCUAGACGAGAUGCAACUUCAAUUCGAAGAAACCAAAGAGAUUCUGAUGAAGGAAAGAGAGGCUGCAAAAAAGACUGCAGAGCAAAUUGCUCUGACACAGGAGGUCCCAGUUGUUGAUAACGUGUUGUUGGAUAAAGUUACUGUUGAAAAUGAAAAACUGAAGGUUAUGGUGAGUUCACUGGAAAAGAAGAUUGACGAAAUUCAACUGGACGGGAUUCAACUUCAAUUCAAAGAAACUAAAGAGAUGCUGGUGAUAGAACAAGAGGUUGCAAAAGAAGCAGCAGAGCAAAUUCCUCUCAUGCAGGAGGUGCCAGUUGUUGAUAAUGUGCUGUUGGAUAAACUUAUUGUUGAAAAUGAAAAACUAAAGGCUAUGGUGAGUUCACUGGAAAAGAAGAUUGACGAAAUUCAACUGGAUGGGAUGCAACUUCAAUUCAAAGAAACUAAAGAGAUGCUGGUGAUGGACCACGAGGUUGCAAAAAAUGCAGGAGAGCAAAUUCCUGUCAUGCAGGAGGUCCCAGUUGUUGAUAGUGUGCUGUUGGAUAAACUUACUGUUGAAAAUGAAAAACUGAAGGCUAUGGUGAGUUCACUGGAAAAGAAGAUUGACGAAAUUCAACUGGAUGGGAUGCAACUUCAAUUCAAAGAAACUAAAGAGAUGCUGGUGAUGGAACAAGAGGUUGCAAACAAAGCAGCAGAUCAAAUUCCUGUCAUGCAGGGGGUCCCAGUUGUUGAUAAUGUGCUGUUGGAUAAACUUACCGUUGAAAAUGAAAAACUGAAGGCUAUGGUGGGUUCACUGGAAAAGAAGAUUGAAGAAAUGCAAUUGGAAGAGAUGCAGCUUCAAUCCAAAGAAACUGAAAAGAUGCUAGUGAAGGAACAAGAGGCUGGGAAAGAAGCAGCAGACCUAAUUCCUGUCCUACAGGGGGUCCCAGUCGUUGAUAGUGUGCUAUUGGAUAAACUUACUUUUGAAAAUGAACAACUGAAGGCCAUGGUGAGCUCACUGGAAAAGAAGGUAGAUGAAACUGAAAGAAAGUAUGAAGAAACACACAGGCUUAGUGAAGAAAGGCUUAAGCAGGCUAUGGACGCAGAGUCAAAGAUAAUUCAAUUGAAGACUGACAUGCAGAGACUAGAAGAAAAGCUCUUGGACAUGGAGACCGUGGAUAUUCUAAGGCAACAGGCCUUGUUAAAAACACCUGUAAAACACAUUUCAGGGCAUUUGUCAAUUCCAAAAAUGAAGAAUUUGGAGAAUGGUCACCAUGAGAAUAAUGCAUUAUCCAAUAGCAAGUUGAGGGCAUCCCAGGUUCAGAGACAGCAUGAGAGCUUAGAUGCUCUUAUGAAAUGUGUGGUCCAAAAUAUUGGGUUCAGUCAAGGAAAACCAGUUGCAGCAUUUACCAUAUACAAAUGUCUUCUUCAUUGGAGAUUGUUUGAAGCUGAACGGACUAGUGUUUUUGACCGUCUUAUUCAGAUGAUUGGUUCUGCAAUUGAGAAUGAGGAGAACAGUAAUCAUUUGGUUUACUGGCUAUCAAAUACAUCAACUUUGUUGUUCUUGCUACAACGAAGUCUAAAAGAACCUGGUGCAGCUGGAGGCACUCCUCACAAACCACCCCCUCCAAUGUCAUUAUUCGGGAGAAUGACCCUAGGAUUCCGCUCUUCUUCGAACCUUCCGGUAGGUAAUCUGGCUGUCAUACGCCAAGUUGAUGCGAAGUACCCUGCCUCGCUUUUUAAGCAGCAGCUCACAGCAUAUGUUGAGAAGAUAUUUGGAAUUAUUCGUGACCAACUGAAGACUACUUUGACACCACUGCUUACUCAAUGUGUUCAGGCACCAAAAGCAUCAAGGGCAAGUAUGCUUAAAGAAUCUGGAGAAUCUUCUGGGAAUCACGCUCCAAGCAGUCAUUGGCAGAUCGUUAUUGAAAACCUGAAAAGCAGUCAUUGGCAGAUCGUUAUUGAAAACCUAAAUACUCUUCUCAAAACAAUGCAAGAAAACUUUGUGCCUUCGAUUCUUAUACAGCAUAUCUUUACUCAGAUUUUCUCAUAUAUCAAUGUGCAUCUCUUUAACAGCCUUCUCCUGCGUCGUGACUGUUGCACCUUCAGCAAUGGAGAAUAUGUGAAAUCUGGGUUAGGUGAAUUAGAGCAAUGGUGUGCGCAAGAAGAACAUGCAAGCUCCUGUUGGGAUGAACUUAAGCACAUUAGGCAAGCUGUAGGAUUAUUGGUGAUACACCAGAAGUCUACAAUUUCCCUUGAUGACAUCUGCAACAACCUAUGCCCCAUCCUGAGCAUCCAGCAGCUUUACAGAGUAUGUACAAACUACAGGGAUGACAAUUAUAAUACUCAGAGUGUUGAUGAAGAUGUCAUUGCCAGCAUGAGAAUGCUGAUGACGGAGGAUGCCAACACUGUUGAAGGCAAUACCCUUAUUCUUGAUGACAACACUAGCAUUCCAUUCUCGGUUGAUGAGCUAUCUACUUCCCUUCAAGAGAAGGACUUCUCGGAUGUCAAACCUGCGGCUGAGCUUCUUGAGAAUCCAGCCUUCCAAUUUUUACAGGAGUGAGGCUGUGAAAGUUUCAAGCAUUCUUUCAUUCUUUUUUCUCCAUGCAUCCCCACAACUGCCCUGAGGUAGAAAGAAAUCUCGGGCUUUCAUGUAAAUCCACCCCAUUCUUUUUAUUCAGGUCCGUAGCUGUAAAUUUAUUCUUUGCAUUUCGAUGUGUAAAAUCUCCUAGAGAUAGCUAAAAGGGUAUUACCCUGCUGUUGAGUUUGGUCUUUAUAUUAUCGUCUCCUCCCCAUCUUCUUCUUUUAAGUAGUGGGGAAGAGAGACCAUUCUUUGUAGAUAUAAGGCAGCGUUCAUUCAUUGUAGGGUGGUAGGAGGAGCCAUAUUAAACACCCCCCCCCCUGUAAAGCAAAUUAAUUACUGCAUCUAACAUCUUAUUUAUAGCAUUUUUUCUCUUUCAAUUUUUUUUAUUUUUUUUAUUUUUAACAUUGACUAGAUUGAGAUUGGCUAGAAGACUUGUAUUCAAUUCUCCUACUGAAGCUGUACAGCAGUUUGUAUAACUAGACAUUGCUUGCUACUUCUAUCUUCAAAGAAGGGUGGUUUCUGCCAGAUUUAUGUUGAUGUUGAUGACAUGUAUUCACUUUCUGCUAAGAACAGUUUAUGGAAUGAAGCAUUUGGAAGCUUCUUGCAAAUAGCUCUGUGGGCAUACUUGGAUGUGCUCGGACCAUUUUCUUAAAUGUUAUGUAGACGUGUAUAUUUUUUUUAUGACUGGUGCUCUCCAAUCUUGUCGCUUGGAUCUGCCU